This is a messenger RNA of Lacerta agilis (Sand lizard), 3782 nucleotides long. It is a transcript of the gene AFTPH, whose product is annotated as aftiphilin. The coding region runs from base 262 to 2826 and encodes 854 amino acids. Gene Ontology annotation, cellular component: AP-1 adaptor complex; trans-Golgi network membrane. The transcript is spliced from 11 exons. The record is from RefSeq and is a predicted model, not a curated record. Gene Ontology annotation, molecular function: clathrin binding. Gene Ontology annotation, biological process: intracellular transport. Lineage: Eukaryota; Metazoa; Chordata; Lepidosauria; Squamata; Lacertidae.
GAGAGCGUCGAGAGGCGCGGGGGGGAGUUCCAGAUGGAUUCGCCCUGAUGGCGGUUGCCGCGGGAGGCCCCGAGUAACCCUCCUAGCCCCGUCUGGCCUGGCCAUGCCCGGCCCAGCUGCCCCUGUAGGAGGCCUGAGAGGCAUGUGAAAGUGAAAUGGAUGCUUCCAGGUCAACAAUAGAAAAGUUCCAGCAUGAAUAAUGUGUAAGAAGGCUUUAAUAUUUAAAAUAGGUGCAAAGUAACCUUCAUAAAAGACUGAACCAUGGAACCAGAUAUCAUCCGAAUGUAUUCUUCAUCACCACCACCACUAGAUAAUGGAGCAGAGGAGGAGGAUGAAGAUGAGUUUGGUGAUUUUGGUGGGUUUUCCGAUGCUGGAAGUACUGGAGCCUUUGACUUUGCAUCAGAUUACUCCAGUUCAAAGGAAGAACAUAAACCUUCAUGUAACUCUGAUUACUCAGGCAGUGUAGAUGGCAUUAUAGCUUUUACUACUGUUAAAGAGUUUCCUCUUGAUAGUAACAAAGAAAAAUGUGAGUGUAGAAGUUUGGGUACUUCACUUGAUGAUAUUUAUGCGGAAGAAGUUAGAACUGGAAAAUUAGAGUCGUCAUACUCUGAAAUUAUUUGGACUGAUAUGAAAGUUUCAAGUCAGGACCACCAAGUAGACAGCUGUAAUGGUGAGAAACAGCCAUGUCCAGAAGUUCUAACAAAUGGGUUUGCAGCACUGGACACAGCAAAUUCUCAGGAAGCUGAAGAUACAGAUGGUAUCAGUGACUCAAAGGGAUUAAAAAUAAUUAGCACUAAUAGCUCUGAAUUAAGUUUGGAGUCUAUACCCACCACAGCAGAGGAUUUUGCAGACUUUGCCACGUUCUCAAAUAAACAAACAAGCCUGGUUGACGAAACAGGAAAUAAAAUAUGCACAAAUUCUAAUGAAAGAGAAGUGCUUUGUGUACAGGAAAGCAAUAUUAUAAAUGGUGAGGGGGAAUCUAUGAAGAAAGCAACUUCAGAUAGAAGCUGUGAAUAUGGACAGAUUUGCAUUUCAAAAAUUAAUUUAGCGAUCAAUGAAGACUUCAGGGCUAAAGAGGACUGCACAUCACUCGAACAUAAUGCCUUUAUUUCUUCCAUACACGCAACUGUGAAUUCAGUAGGCACAACUGAAAGUAUUGGAGGAAGAGAGGAGUGUGACACUGGAAAUAGUAAAGAACAUACCUUUUUAAGGACCAAUGAUAAUGCAGAUACAUUAAGCCUUAAUGUAGGUGGAGUUCAGAGUCUUGGCUCUCAUCCUACAGAAGAGAACGUAUAUGUUUCCGAAAUAGUUAAGAAUGGUGAAAGUGACAUUGGGCAUGCGUCAUGCAGUGGUUUAAAUGAAGAUGAUUUUGGUGACUUUGGCACAGUCAGCAAUGGAUCCCUUGCUUUUACUCAAGUUUCUGCCAGCCAAGAACACUUUCAAAGCCCUUCUGAAGAAACCAGUAAAAGAAGUAAUGCAUGUGGUGACUUCACAGAUAGAAGUGAUGUUCACCAGCAAUCAUCCAAGGGGGCUCCUCAAUCAAAAGAGAUUUCAAAUGAGGAGGAAUGUUGCACAGAUGAUGCUGGUUCUAGCAUGACAGUUCAGCCACUUGCAGAAUUGGAAAAUGGAAAUGACAGUGAGUUUGGAGACUUUGGCUUAGGGGUAAAAAGGUUUCCAGACUCUGAUGAGUUUUCAGCCUUCAGUUCUGCUGGUUGUAACCAAGCUACAGAGUGGAAUGCUUUUGAGGCUGAGCAAAAAGAGAGCUGCUUGUGGGCUGCUUUUGAAGAUGAGCAGGUGGUGGAACCUCAUGCCAGAAAAGAUGUGUGGCCAUCAGAUAGGACAGACACAACUUUUGAUGAUGAAGAUUCAGUGACUCAUACACCUAACAGUGUUUCUGUAGCCUCUCUGCAUGGAACCGGUAGUGGGAAGUUGCAGGACUUGCCGGCUUCAGCUCGGACAAAGCUGCUAAGUCGUCUAGAACGAAUAUUUGAAGCCUGUUUUCCUCCUGUAACUGUCUCUGAAAUGGAAGAGGAGAUUGCUCCUUUAAAUCUCUUGUUGGAAAUGAGUAAUAAACCUGGGAGGACAGAGGAGGCCUUGUCACAAAGGGAACUGCUAGAUGUGUGGACAGAGCUUCAGGAUAUCCACGAUGCAUAUGGAUUGAAAUAUCAGUGGGGUGGCUCCCUCAGCAACAAAAAACUCCUCUGCUCUCUGGGAAUCGACACAAGAAACAUCCUCUUUACAGGUAACAAGAAGCAACCUGUUAUAGUGCCCAUGUAUGCAGCAGGAUUGGGUAUGUUAGAGCCUACAAAGGAACCCCUGAAACCAAUAUCUGCUGCAGAGAAAAUAGCUUCCAUAGGACAGACUCCACUUGCAUCACCAGAGAUGAAUAUAUGUACAACUGAUCAGUUCCAGGAAUCUCUACCACCUGUCCAGUUUGACUGGAGUAGCAGUGGCCUUACUAACCCUUUAGAUGCUAGUGGAGGUUCCACUCUUCUGAACCUUGAUUUCUUUGGGCCCGUGGAUGACAGUAGCUCUAGCACCACCACCACCAUCCCAGGUGUGGAUCCAGAACUGUAUGAGUUGACAACUUCAAAGCUGGAAACCUCCAACUCCACCAGUAAAGUGACUGAUGCAUUCGCAAAGCUAAUGUCCACAGUAGAGAAAGCAAGCACAUCAGCAAGAAAGCCCAAAAAGGAAGAACAACUCAGUGAAGAGGCUGCCAAGGUGAUUUCUAGCCUUCCUGACUUAUCUUUCAUGCAUGCCAAGGUGUUGAUGUUCCCAGCCACAUUAACACCUUCAACAAGUUGCCAAGGCAAGGUAGACUAAGGUGAAGUGAAUUGGACAAUUUCCAUUGAUUCUUGCCCUAGCCCCCCUUUCUGGGCCCUAUUGAAGUGAUCUUGCUUCAAUUAAAAAUUAUUCAAGUUCAGAUGAUUUGUUGGUAAGCAGCACUAGAAAGGUAUACAUACUUAUGUAUAUUUAUUUACAUAUUGGAGUCCUAAAUUUAUAUUAGACAAAUGUAAAUAACUGGAGAGGAUUGAACCUUUUUUGAAGAUUUAUCCUUUUUUGUUGUGUUGGGGUGUAACCAUUUUGUCUUUGUGGAAUACACUGGUAGUGUCCUUCUUACAAAACUUUCUAAACAAUUUUUAAAAAUUGAAAUUUCCAACUUUUGCUCUUCAUGAAAUUUCCCUUGCCUCCCACCCCACCCAAUUUAAUAACUCACCCUUGAUGAAAAUCCUUUUACUGAAAGCUUUAAACCUUAUGUUCUUUCAGUAGUUUUCUUUUUUGCAGGGGUGGGAUGGGGCUAAGUGGUUGAUUUUUUUUGAUUUUUAGCUUUUUGACUUCUAACAGUGUGGAUUUAUCAUCAUUGCCUUUCAAGAGGUUUGCUGUCAAUUCUCUUUAGUUAAGUGAUCACUGCCUAAGCACUUGAUUCUCGAGAUCUAUGUGUUAAUCAAUUUGGUUUGGGAUGGAAGGACCAAAACUGUCUAAAUGUCUUACACUGAAAUAUACCUGUUACAUUUUUGUUGUUGUACCACUAUCCCUAUAUUUUGAUUUUGCACAGUGUAAAUUUGACAUAAUCAUAGAUUGCUAUGGUUUAGGCUGUAUGUACAGUAAAACUAUGGGUUGUAAAUGUUUGGGGAAAUUCCUAUGGAAAAAAAGAGAAUGCUAUGUAGAACAACCUCUAACAAGGUUUAUGUGCAUGCCUGAGGUCUUUUUGAAAUUUCAGUGUAUAAAUUUCCUCUUAGCUUACACAAAAUAAAAAAUAAAGUUAUAUAGUCUGUUAA